Molecule: messenger RNA, 3282 nt
Organism: Schizosaccharomyces cryophilus OY26
Lineage: Eukaryota; Fungi; Ascomycota; Schizosaccharomycetes; Schizosaccharomycetales; Schizosaccharomycetaceae
Product: glycosylceramide biosynthesis protein
Exons: 2
Coding region: 103-3006 (967 amino acids)
Biological process (GO): GPI anchor biosynthetic process; fungal-type cell wall organization
Cellular component (GO): endoplasmic reticulum
Source: RefSeq, a predicted model, not a curated record
CCCGGCUUGAACAAAUACCCUUUUCCUGCGUAUUAGUUUGAACGUAUAUAAACACUCACAAUCCAAACACCACUACCAUUCCUUCGUUUACCUUGCUAGGGAAUGGCGACAUCAACUAAGUCGUUGGCAUUUUCUGCCCAGUACGUUGCUGCCGUGCAUAUCAUUUGUUCGCUAGCAGCAUUCCUUGUUCCGCUGGGUUUAACUCUGUAUUAUCAUUAUCAUGAGGUUGUUAAAAAUGAGUUCUUUUCGUAUCCAGAUGAAUGGUUUCCCUCUGUUUCAGCGACCAUCGGUGAUUGGUAUCCCGAGCGUGCUGCAUUUCAAUAUUUAAUUGCUCUGGCAGCAACUCCUCGUAUGCUUGUCCUCAUGUUAUGGUUUUCUCUCAGUGGCUCAAAGAAGCCUUCUGUCGUUAUUACCACUAUCAUCGGUGUACUUAGAACUGCACUUUGUGGUGGAUGGGUCUAUGUCACUUCUACAGAUGAUCAUGAUAUGCAUGAUGUUUUCAUGAUUGCUUACUUACUUAUGAAUGCUCCUUGGUUCAUUAUGACUUCCAAGUACUCUCCACCAAACGCUAGUGCUUCUCGCGUUCGAAAAUGUGGUUCUUUCUUGUUCGUCGGUACUGUUUUUCCACUUAUUUAUUGGUAUAUCCAACAUAAAUUCAAGCGAAUUCCCGGCGCCUACACGAUUUACGCAUUUUUUGAAUGGUCUCUUAUCUUUUGGGAUGUCUUAUUUGAUUCUGCACUUUACUUUGACUUUCAACCUAUGCGUCUCAAUUUCCAUGUUGCAGACAGCCCCAUCAAGUCUGUAUCUUCAGGUGUCGUCCCCAAAUCACAUGAAGAUGACAAAAAAUACACAUAUGCAAAGGCUGCUUCUUCAAGUUUGAAGAAAAAAACUGAAUAUGAGCCUGUUUGCUCCAAGUCACACAUCCUAUCGAGCUUUAUCCAAUUCUCUUCCGAAACUUAUUUAGCUUACAUUUUCUGGAGCGUAAUAACUUCAUUAGGACUUUUAAUUUGGUAUUUCCCACUUUGGCAUAUGGGUAUUUCUGGUUAUGAGGCCUCUAUUCUAGUUCAGUUAUCCCCAUUUCUGUUAGCGAUCCCUUUUCUAAGACAGCUCACUUUUAGGGCUCCUUUUAUUCCUUUAUCACUGACUUUGACAGGUGUUGCUGCAUACUUAGUAACUGAUCCUGUCUACAGGCUUUUUACUGUCGCGUUUGCCGUUUUUAAUGGCUGUCUUGGAUGGUCGUCUGUCUUUUCAAAAAGUAAGGAUUCCCCCGUUUUAUUAGAGCGACGAAUUACUACCUUUUUGCUUGGUUUAAUUGCAUCUUCUGUUGCCAAAUAUUCAUUUUUCUCAAAUAACCCAAUUUGGCCUAUUCUUAACGAACGCAAUGGUGGAAAGCAACCACUUGCUCUCGGUUUAGGAGUUUUGGCAACUCUUGGCUUCGCGUUGUGCUCUUCUGGUUCUAAGCUUCCUGAAGCUUCUCCCCCGGAAACCAGUAAGGAUUCAUCAGCUUUUGCGUCUAUAUUCGGUUUAGGCUCUACUCUUUUUGGCUUGCACACUCUACUCUGUGACUCUACCAUCCUCAUCUCUUGGGCCUGGGAUGGAUAUCCCAUUAGAGGUCCUCAGCCUUAUCCCCAUGGUGCUAUAUCCAUAAUCGUUGCUUUACUAGCUAUUAUCAUGGCACCUCGUUUGUACAGAUCAUUUUCAUUUAUGCUUUUCGGAUUUGUAGCUUCCUGCUAUGGAUCAUACGUCUUUUACUUGAAACAUGGUUGGGAGAGUUACCUUGGUGGUCUUGUACUUUCUUCAUACGUGUUGAUUUCAGCCUUUCCUUCAAUCCGGUUUGCAGUAGCUUCCAGUCCAUCUAAAGUUUUUGGUGGUGCUUUCUUAGUAUAUAGUUUGUAUGCCUUUGCACAUGUUUGGGUGGUAGCAUAUGAAUUUGUUCCUGGUGGCUCUGUCCUUCGCGAGAAGACCUCAUAUCUGUUAAUUGCUCUUGCAGUCGGACUUUUCUGUCCAUUACUAGGGUACAGCAGCUUUAGCUCGAAAAAACGGUCUACAGGAGUAAAAGCAAACACAGAAGAGACUCAUGCUAUCAAGCGUGGAUUUAAGAAAUCCAUUAUAAUAGCAACAUAUUUGGCGUUCAUGGCAUUAAAGUAUGCUAACAUGUAUAAACCACCUUAUGACUACACACCUUACCAUCCAGACGAAAAGAUAUUUACUGCGGGUAUCUGGACAAUUCAUUUUGGGUUAGAUGAUUAUAUGUGGGGAGCUGAGAACCGAAUCCGGGAUGUUGUACGUGACAUGGAGUUGGACGUUUUUGGGCUUCUCGAAUCCGACACCCAACGUUUGAUUAUGGGGUUCCGUGAUUUAACACAAUUUUUGUCCCAUGAUUUGGGCAUGUAUGCCGACUAUGGUCCAGGCCCUGAUAAACAUACUUGGGGUGCAACAUUGUUUUCCAAAUUCCCUAUUGUCAACUCGACCCACCAUCUACUUCCAUCUCCCUACGGUGAGCUUGCACCGGCUAUUCACGCAACUUUAGAUGUUUAUGGAGAACUGGUUGAUGUGGUUGUUUCCCACAAUGGACAAUACGAAAACGCAUUGGACCGUCACUUGCAAAGUACAGAGCUGUCAAGAAUUAUGAAAGAAAGCACCAGACCUUUGGUGUUCUUGGGUUAUGUAGUUUCUCAUGUUGGUGAAGAGCCUCAGACCAUCCUGACUCGUGGUAAUGGAAUGCUUGACAUUGAGCCCGCUGACUUUGAUCGUUGGUGCCAGUAUAUUUUAUAUAGAGGUGUCAAACGCAUUGGAUACGCUCGACUCCAUCGCUCAACAGUUACAGAUACCGAACUACAAACCGGAAAAUUCCAAGUUGCUUCUGAUCUAGGAGCGAAUGUUCGAAUUGCCGCUGAAAAGAUUCCCGAAUCGCAUCGUUAUCCUACGAAGUUUGAAGGUAAGGGAAUCAAUGGACAUUACUACGAUAACAAUAACGUAAUUCAUGAACCGUGGUAUUACGACUAGCUUCACGAAAACAACCCUCACAGUUUUUAGAUAUUAUGGUUAUCAAGGAUUGUUCUCCUUCGUUAAGACUUAGAACAACAUUCUUGACAGAUUUGAAAAUAAUGAGCUUUUGUCUGCAUGGACUUAUUUUCUAACUAGCAUAUAUAGCAUGAUUAAGUGUUGCUUUCUUAUAAUAAAUAGUUACAAUAUGAAUAAGAAAUGGCAGAAUAAAGGUAAACGAACAAUCGACAUAUAAAAGGCAUCAAAAAAAAAUAAAAAAUAGGAAGAAGAAGAUAA